This is a messenger RNA of Arachis ipaensis, 669 nucleotides long. RefSeq lists its product as uncharacterized. The record is from RefSeq and is a predicted model, not a curated record. Gene Ontology annotation, biological process: defense response to other organism. NCBI's taxonomy places the organism in Eukaryota, Viridiplantae, Streptophyta, Magnoliopsida, Fabales, Fabaceae. Gene Ontology annotation, cellular component: plasmodesma; plasma membrane.
AUGGAGGCAGGGACUACUCUUCAUAUCAGCAUGACUGCAGCACCACCAAGAUCCUCAGCAUCAUGGUUCCUCUGUGUUCGAAUGGCGAAAUGGUUAGCUGUUGUGCUCUUAAUCAUCAUAAUACUAAUCAUGGCCAUUGCCUGGUCUGUCUUGAAACCACAGCUACCCGGUUUUCGAGUUAGCUCAGUUUCUGUGUCCAACUUCAGUGUCACUGAUUCACAGCUCAAAGGAAAGUAUGAGAUUGAUCUAAACAUCACAAACCCAAACAAGAGGGUUGAUGUGAAUGUUGACCACUUCAUAUUCUUCGUGUGCUAUGACUCCGUGGUGGUUUCGGCUCCAGAACCGGUGCUUCAGCAGACACUGCUAAUCUAUGUGGAGAAGAUGAGGGAGAAGGACAUGAAGGUUGAGUUGAGGUUGAAGGACACACCACCAGCUCCAAUUCGAAGAAGCAACAAGAACAUGGUUAAGGAUUGGAAGAAAAGGGUGGUGAACUUCAAUGUGAAAAUGAAGGGUAGAGUUAGAUACGAGCAUGUGAUAUGGGGAACAGAGGAGAAGUUUUUGGAUAUUUAUUGUGGAGACCUUGAUGUUGAGUUUUUUACCAUGAAGGACACAGGGAAGCUCCUAGGUGUUGGGAAGGAUUGCAAUGUUACUACGUUAGAACAAGAUUAA